Molecule: messenger RNA, 1960 nt
Organism: Phanerochaete carnosa HHB-10118-sp
Lineage: Eukaryota; Fungi; Basidiomycota; Agaricomycetes; Polyporales; Phanerochaetaceae
Exons: 7
Coding region: 52-1779 (575 amino acids)
Biological process (GO): sulfur amino acid metabolic process
Cellular component (GO): cytoplasm
Molecular function (GO): ATP binding; adenylylsulfate kinase activity; sulfate adenylyltransferase (ATP) activity
Source: RefSeq, a predicted model, not a curated record
CUCAGAAAGACACCACGCCCUUCUUUUCUCUUGUGAAUUAGACGUUUAGCUAUGGCCAACCAACCCCACGGCGGUAUCCUAAAGGACCUGGUUGCACGCGAUGCACACAUUCACGAAAACCUUAAGGCCGAAAUAAGGACUCUCCCUGACAUCGUCCUGACCGAGCGCCAGUUGUGUGACCUCGAACUCAUUGCCAAUGGAGGUUUCAGCCCUCUGGAAGGAUUUUUGAACGAGGCCGACUACAAGAGCGUUGUGGACAACCUUCGUCUCGCAGAUGGCACACUCUGGCCAAUGCCUAUCACGCUUGACGUCUCCCAAGCAGAUAUCGAUAACAAGCACAUCGCCGCCGGUAGUCGUAUAACGCUCCGGGAUCCACGCGACGAGGCAGCACUUGCUAUUAUCACUGUGGAGGAUGUUUACCGCCCCGACCAGCUGAAGGAGGCGACUAAGGUCUUCGGGGCCGACGAUCCAGCUCACCCGUCGGUCAGCUACCUUCGUAACAAGGUCAAAGAGUUUUAUAUCGGAGGAAAGGUACAGUCUAUCCAGCCCCCGACACACUUCGACUACGUUGCUCUUCGCUUUACACCCGCUGAGCUCCGCUCGCACUUCAAGAAGGUCGCCUGGCGCAGAGUUGUUGCUUUCCAAACUCGUAAUCCGAUGCAUCGUGCGCAUCGCGAGCUGACCGUCCGCGCUGCCCGGCAGAGGCAAGCCAACGUCCUCAUCCACCCCGUUGUCGGACUUACCAAGCCGGGCGACGUCGAUCACUAUACUCGCGUCCGUGUAUACGAGGCAAUUAUGCAGAAAUACCCGAACGGAAUGGGACACCUCGCUCUUCUUCCGCUUGCGAUGCGCAUGGCCGGUCCUCGUGAGGCGGUCUGGCACGCCAUCAUUCGUAAGAACUUCGGCGCGACACACUUCAUCGUCGGUCGUGACCACGCCGGUCCGGGGAAGAAUUCGCAGGGCAAAGACUUCUACGGCCCGUACGACGCGCAGGAUCUCGUUUCGAUGUACCAUGAGGAACUCCAAAUCGAGAUGGUGCCCUUCCAGCAGAUGACGUAUCUUCCGUCAACGGAUGAGUACCAACCCGUCGAUGAAGUACCGAAGGGUGUACAGACUCUUGACAUCUCCGGCACUGAGCUCCGCAGACGGCUGAAAACUGGCGCCCCCAUUCCUGACUGGUUCAGUUACGAUGCUGUCGUUAAGACUCUCCGUGAGAGUUAUCCACCACGGUCGAAGCAAGGAUUCGUCAUUCUUCUAACGGGUCUCCACAACUCCGGCAAGGACACCAUUGCGAAGGCCCUGCAGGUCACUCUCAACCAGCAGGGAGGCCGCAGCGUGUCUCUUUUCAUUGGCGACAACAUCCAGGCAGAGCUUGGCGCCUCGUUCACCGAGUCCUCGGAGGAUCGUUCUAAGAACAUGCAACGCCUCGGCUUCGUUGUUGCUGAGCUUGCCCGUGCAGGUGCUGCUGUCAUCGCAGCGCCUGUUGCUCCCCAGCAAGCGUCGCGGGACCUUAUCAAGGAGACAGUCUUGCACUCGGCAGGUGCUGGCGGAAACUUCUUUACAGUGCACGUCGCAACGCCGCUCGAGCAUUGCGAGGCUAUCGACCGUAAGGGUGUCUACUCCCGCGCUCGUGCCGGCGAGUUGAAAGGCGUUGCCGGUGUCGACAUCGUAUAUGAGGCUCCCGAGCGCGCCGACCUCACCGUCGACGUUACUACUCAGAGCAUACCUGAGAUCGUCCACAGCGUUGUCCUCCUGCUCGAGACCACCUCCCUUGUGUAAAUCUUUUAGCUUGGCGUACCUUUGUACCUGUCUAUCUCCAUUGUCUUGGCCGCCACAACUCCAAGGGCCGACUCUCGAGUCCGCCCCGGGCCCGUUGCUGUCUGACCGGCAUAUUCACGCACACUGUAUACCACACAUAUACUCUCGUCUUUUGCAUAUAAUAGACUAUCUGUAUCGUUCC